CCGGAAAGCGAGUGAUUCCCGAGUGAUUCAUCUCAAACACACACGAUCUUCGUUGCAACUCCAGCAGGCAACUCUGAGGCUCAAAACAAGAUACCUUCCUUUGGAGCUGGGCACACAGGAGGGAAGGGGAGAGCUUUACCCUGUUCUCCCUGGCCAGCCCUCAGGAAAGCGGCUAGCCAUGGAUGACAACUCCUCACUGGGCAAAGUCAGCAGCUCCACUGAGUCCGUGGCCACCGUCACUAGUGAGGAGUUUGUUCUGGUGCAGUCCAGCUCUGCAGGCUCACCGCAGGGCUCUGAGGGAAAACCGAGACUCAAGAUGUCUUGGAAUGGGAGUGAACAGCUGGAAAAAGCUAUGGAGGAGGUGUUGGAUGAUGAUGAUGAAGUGAAGGUGGAGAAGAGCAAUGUGGAAAAGAUGGAGAAGCACAAGGAACCAGAGAGCCGAGUCCUACAGACCCAGCCUGCAGAAGCAUGUCCACCACCACAAAGCCCAACGGUCCUGGAGGAGGACAGUGUGCAGUUCAACAAGCUGUCCUACCUGGGUUGCACCUGGGUCAAAGCCCCUCGUAAUGAGGCGGAGGCACAGAGGGCCAUGGCCACCCUGCGAGCUGAAAGUGCCAUCCCCAUCCCCAUCACGCUACAUGUCCCCUGUGGUCCUGAGGGCUCUGUCAGGAUUGUGGACCAGGCUACAGGCACAGAGAUCGCCUCCUUCCCGAUCUACAAGGUGCUGUUCUGUGCUCGAGGUCGAGAGGGCUCGGUGGAAAGUGACUGUUUUUCCUUCACCGAGAGUUACCGAAGCUCGGAGGACUUCCAGAUUCAUGUUUUCUCCUGCCACAUCAAGGAGGCUGUCAGUCGUAUCUUGUACAGCUUCUCUACGGCCUUUCGGCGUUCUUCACGACCAGCAGACAUCAGAGACACGACGCUGUCCAGUCCACCUGACGGUGAUCUCUAUACCUUCACUGUUACAUUGGAGAUCAAAGAGGAUGAUGGCAAAGGCAACUACAACCCCGUGCCUAAGGACAGAGAAAAGUUCUACUUCAAGCUGAGACAGUCCGUCCAAAAGAAGGUCGUGGUUUCAGUCCAACAGAUGUGUAACAAGGAGCUGGGCAUCGAGAGGUGUUUUGGGAUGCUGCUGAGUCCAGGACAGAAAGUCUGCAACAGUGACAUGCAUCUACUAGAGAUGGAAUCGAUGGGGAAGAGCUCUGACGGGAAGGCCUACAUUAUCACAGGAACUUGGAACCCCAACAUGGCAGCCUUUCAACCACUGAAUGAAGACACGCCUAAAGAUAAACAGGUCUUUAUGACGGUGGCGGUGGACCUGGUGGUGACCGAAGUGGUGGAGCCAGUUCGCUUCCUGUUGGAAACUGUAGUCAGGGUCUAUCCGUCAAACGAGCGCUUCUGGUACUUCAGCCGCAAGACCUUCAGUGAGACUUUCUACCUCAGACUCCGACAGCAGGCACCAGAGAGGGGGGGUCAGAGCGACGCUAUGUACGAGGUGGUGAGUCUCCAGAGGGAGAUGGAAAGAAGCAAUGAAGAAAAAGGACGCCUAGCAUCACCCACUGAGGAAGAGGAGGCAGAUGAAGAUAGCGACAGUGAAAUUUCCAGUGGAACCGGCGACGUUUCCAAAGACUGUCCUGAGAAAAUCCUCGAGUCCUGGGGAGGAAUCCUCAAUAGAUGGCAUGGGAACCUGUCCACUCGCCCGAAAGGUUUGUCCUCAUUGGUCCGCAGCGGCAUUCCUGAGCCACUCAGAGCUGAAGUCUGGCAGCUGCUGGCUGGUUGCCACGACAACCAUGACCUGCUUGAGCACUACCGCAUCCUCAUCACCAAGGACUCGGCACAGGAAAGUGUCAUCACCCGUGAUAUCCACCGCACUUUUCCUGCACACGACUACUUCAAAGACUCUGAUGGAGACGGACAGGACUCGCUGUACAAGAUCUGCAAGGCCUACUCGGUCUACGAUGAGGAAAUUGGUUACUGCCAGGGUCAGUCGUUCCUCGCUGCUGUUCUCCUCUUGCAUAUGCCCGAGGAGCAGGCCUUUUGUGUUUUGGUAAAAAUCAUGUAUGAAUAUGGCCUGAGAGCUCUCUACAAGAACAAUUUUGAAGAUCUUCACUGCAAGUUCUACCAACUGGAGAGGCUGAUGCAGGAACAACUUCCAGAUCUGUGGUCCCACUUCCAAAACCUAAACCUGGAGGCACACAUGUACGCCUCCCAGUGGUUCCUAACGCUCUUCACCGCCAAAUUCCCCCUGUGCAUGGUUUUUCACAUCACUGACCUGCUGCUCUGCGAGGGACUGAACAUCAUCUUCAAUGUAGCCCUCGCCCUGCUCAAGACGUCUAAAGAGGACCUGUUGCAGGCAGACUUCGAGGGGGCUCUCAAGUUUUUCAGAGUCCAGCUCCCCAAACGAUACAGAGCUGCAGAGAACGCCCGAAGGCUUAUGGAGCAGGCCUGCAACAUCAAGGUCCCGACCAAAAAGCUGAAGAAGUUUGAGAAGGAAUAUCAGACUCUGAGAGAGAGCCAGCUGCAACAAGAAGACCCCAUCGAACGAUACCAGAGGGAGAACCGUCGCCUUCAGGAGGCCAGCAUGCGACUUGAACAGGAGAACGAUGACCUGGCACACGAACUGGUCACCAGUAAAAUCGCCCUUCGGAAUGACCUUGACCAGGCAGAAGACAAGGCCGAUGUUCUGAACAAAGAGUUGCUGACCACCAAGCAACGUCUGGUGGAGACGGAGGAGGAGAAGAAACGACACGAGGAGGAGACGGCUCAGCUGAAGGAGGUGUUCAGGAGGGAGCUGGAAAAAGCAGAGCUGGAAAUCAAGAAAACCACAGCAAUCAUAGCUGAAUACAAACAGAUCUGCUCCCAGCUGAGCACCAGGCUAGAAAAACAACAGGCGGCAACAAAAGAGGAGCUGGACAUCGUCAGGAACAAAGUGAUGGGCUGUCAGAACUGCAGGGACCUGUUUAGCACAGUCGGGUCCCUCCAGACUUCGUCUCCUGGUGGUGACAGGACGUCUUCAGAGCCACACGACGAGGAGAAGGACGGACUGAAGGAGCAGCUGAGACAGCUGGAGCUGGAGCUGGCACAGACCAAACUACAGCUGGUGGAGGCAAAGUGCCGCAUUCAGGAGCUCGAGCAUCAGCGGGGAGUUCUGAUGACUGAGAUUCAAGCCAAUAAGAACUCUUGGUUCAGCAAGACUCUGGGGUCCCUGAAGAGCUCUGCGUCCUCUUCCUCCAGCUCCACAUCCCAGACCCCGUCCUCUCCGAAGGAAGGCACUGCCUAGAUCAAGCUCCCUCGCCCUCCCUCGCCCCUGCAGGAUGCACACUAGAGCUGAGGAACACAAGUUGAAGAAGCAAGAAGCGCAAAAAUGCAGUAUUCCUUUUUCAGUAGGCGGAAACAGGGAGCUUCCUGGACCGCAAAUAGCCAAAAACUGUGGGAAGAACCAGGCGGGGGCACUGAAUGAACCAUCUGCCUGAGUUUGAGGGAAAUAUGAACCUUCUCCACUUCACAGUGGAUCAGAGCAGACAGGCGAAGAAGUUCAGUGCUGGAACCUGGUUUGGGCUCUUCGCUCCACCUUGUGGCCAGAUGUCGCUAUUGCAGCAAUAUUGUGUGAAGUUUUCUGGUAGCGUGAAAGUAAACCCGAGUUCAACACCUGUGUUGUGAUCACAGGUAUCUUAUACGUUUAAUCCUCAGUGCAGAAAUAGCCCACACGUGCUCUGAGAAAGGAAUACUGCAUACAAAUGAGAAUAAUACGAAACUUGUAUUUCUUUAUAUUAAUGUAACGUAAACAAUGUUGUCUUAUAAAUAUGUAUAACUGAUUAGUAAUUUUUUUUAAUAAUCUUGUACAGAAAAAACACACGAGGAAAAGUUCUUAAAUUUCUUUUCUACUCUUUGGAAAUUGAAUGUCAUCUCUUUAGAUGUUGAGGUAAGCACAGUGUGUGAUCGAUGUGGUGGAGUCCAAACGCUGACGGGCCAAAGUGACAGCCGCCAGUUUCUGUUUCCCCUCUAACUCUGUUUUUAUAGUCAUGACUUUGUGAUCUUUUUUGGUUUUAAUUUCUAAAUCGUUUUAUUUUCUCGUGUUUGCAGAUAAAGGCUUUUUUUUAGAUCUCUCUGAUGGUGACAGGAGUGGCCUCUAAUUCAGUUAUUUUAUAAAUAUAAAACUGAUAAUACGACGUGUUUGAGACGUAUUAGUUUCAUGUUUUUAGCUUUGUUGAGCUCCUUGUUUUUAGCUGGAGAUGUCACAGGCUGCGUUCUUCUUAUGAAAAUCUAUAACCUCAAACAUUAAUAAGUAGGAUUAAUGCAUACUUACUGCAGUAUUGCUCCACUACUGUUAAAUAGACCAGUUGCACAAAGGUGCCAACGCCCUCGUCCUUACACAACAUCAUCGCCAUGUUGAUCCUUUAGUCCAUAAAUGAGUGUUGGCUCUGACGCUCAGUGGUAACGCUCCACUAUGAGCCGCUCACUUAUGUUUAAAUACAGUCACGUGCGUCUACUUUAUGAGACAACAGCAGAUGGCGCCAAAUUCAAACAAGCUGCUUUUUUGACUUCAGAGGACAGAAAUAAAAAUUGUUAGAAAUUAGCCAAAAUAAAAUGUUCUGUUUUGCGUGUUGGUGCUCGUUUAACAGAUAUAAGCUGCAGUGUGGUGCCAACUCCCCUGCUUUACUCUUUGGUUGACACUAACAUCAGCCUUUGGACUCGGACCAAUCCCACGUGUACUUUAUGUGUGUGAAUGUGUGUGUUCUGCACUGUUAUUCAAGUGGUUCAAGUUGAUGUUCCUCGUUCACGUGGCUGCCUUUUCUGUUAAUGACUGAAGCGAUCGACUGUUUGACUGUCUGAGAGCGUCAGCUGUGCCAUAAGAGCCUCUCCUCUGCUCCUUCUUGUAGUCGUCCUAACCAUCUCUGCCCAUAUCGCUGAACAACCAUGUCGUUUGACUUUUUGCUGGACUUCAUUUUCAGCUGCGCAUUUCACACAUUUCCUCCAGGAGCCUCAUGAAUCGAGGGCCGUCCUCUCGCUGGAGGGCUAGUCGGUGUUUCAGCUGGAGGGAAUGCUUCAAAAUCAUGAAACGGGAGAAAACAGAAGCCGACUGAUCAUCACUGAAUUCCAGGUGUUUUGCUUUUCCAGGACAUUCCUCUUCACUGCGUCGUUCUUGUUGUACAAAGCGGUUUAAUGUCGGAGAGAGCUCCCCAUCUAUUAUGUGCACUAACGCAACACUGAUAUUUGAAACACUAUUUCAACGUGUGUUUGUUUGAAAGUUACUUUGUAGCUGAUGAUUAUUGAUGCUGAGAGGGCAGCCGGCAGUUUCUAACCUCCUCUAAACUCUCAGUUCAUUUUAAUGUUGCACAAGCAGGCGCUGAGUCGGGUUACAGGUGUGUAGUUUACAGGUGGCUGUAACGCCACAGUCCUGUUACACUGGGAGGGAGGGGCUGCUCGUCUGCUGGUCCGACUCCAACGCCGUUUGCUGUACAGUAACUGUCUGAGCUGCAUUAAUAAAUUUCAGUUUUUCUCUU
This is a messenger RNA of Pelmatolapia mariae (spotted tilapia), 5501 nucleotides long. RefSeq names its product RAB GTPase activating protein 1-like (gene rabgap1l). The record is from RefSeq and is a predicted model, not a curated record. NCBI's taxonomy places the organism in Eukaryota, Metazoa, Chordata, Actinopteri, Cichliformes, Cichlidae. Bases 179 to 3277 code for a protein of 1032 amino acids. The transcript is spliced from 26 exons.